Messenger RNA from Recurvomyces mirabilis, 2925 nucleotides. It is a transcript of the gene SPT23, whose product is annotated as SPT3 Dosage dependent suppressor of Ty-induced promoter mutations-like protein. Bases 1 to 2925 code for a protein of 974 amino acids. The record is from RefSeq and is a predicted model, not a curated record. The transcript has 2 exons. Lineage: Eukaryota; Fungi; Ascomycota; Dothideomycetes; Mycosphaerellales; Teratosphaeriaceae.
AUGGACCCGCGCAACACCCCUGGGAAUGGCGACGUCGACUGGAAUGACCCCAUGUUCAAUACUGCCUUCGAUGACAGCAUGAAUGAUGUAGUCGAGUUCGACAUCGACAGGUUCACCAACCACAGCACAUACCUCGACGAACAUGGCAUCAACAUGCGCACAUCUUCCAAAGCAGGAUUUGACCCUCCCACUGUCACCGGCGCACAGCAAGCACCCGCCGGCAUCCCCGUCGGCGCAUCUACAGAAAGCUCGAGUCAAGACUCGGCCUCAGACACGUCAAGCAGACGCAAGAGGAAAGUCACCGAGUCGCCUGGAUCUGUCUCAGCACAGGCCACCGAGACUGGAGUGAAGCUUGAGGAUGAAAUGGACAUGGCAGGAGCGUCCAACGUGCACCCAUACAACCAGGCGCCAGUCCAGCGCAUGGACGACCUUUCGCUCGAACACGCGUUAGAUGGGAUGGCGCCCUUUGAGUUUGUUGGCAACAGUAAUGCUGCCAGCCCUGAACAGAAUCGUGAUUUUGGCAUGCCUGUCUCCUUGGCGCAGAUGCACGUGCCCAUGGCGCACACGUAUCCGCCGUCUCCACAGCAGCAGACAAUCAAUCCCGGCAUGUUCCAGCUGGGCUCGGAAGACCCGAACGGAGCUCUCGACGCCACUGCCAUGUUCAACAAUGCAUCGCCUAAUGCAGUAUUUUCCACGCCAUCAUCAGACAGUAACGAGACCUUCAACGCUAAUCCAGCUUGGAACAACGGCAUGAUCCAGAACCCCACGUGGCCGCAGGAAUUUGGCAAUCAAUUUGCCUCACCAGGCGGUCUUGCCUUCACGCCAUCUCCUAGAGUUAACGGCGCGACACCACCGGCGACUACGCGGGCGGCUCCAAGCACUCUCGGCAGAUCCCCUCUGCACAUCGCCCCCAUUGCGGCCAAAUCGCGCGUGGAGACCCAGAUCAAUAUAGUGAUGACCUUGGAGACUCCACCGCCCGGCCUUGAGCAUCUCCAUUUACCACUUCAUACUAUUGCCAAAUCCAAGCUGCUCGCGAAAGAUGAGUAUGAACGCAGCAAGUCUCUGGAGCUGCAUACUAUGUUGGUGUGCACUUCAGCUAUGCACAACAAGCAGCUGAACGAGAGAGCACUACGGAAAGCCGCUCUCCAGAAUAAUGAUGAGAUCCAGCGACGUGCGGAGUUUGCGCGCGAGUCUGGCGACGAUGAUCGAAACGAUGCCAGGAAUGUGGAGGAUGCAGAAAAGCCAGCUAAUGGUGGCGAAGUCCGCAUAUGCCCAAAUUGUAUUCAAAGAGAGCGCAAACGGGCGGCGCGCAAGAAGUUGAAAAAGGAAGAAGAGCAACAGCACUGGGAACGUUACGAGACGGAACGAGUCGUGGUCUUCAACUCACAGGAGUACCUUGCAUUCAAGCCGUGGGAGAAGCCUCAGCAGGACAAUGUGCUCGAGGACCCACCAUACGUUCCACCAGAGGGCGCAGUACAGGUAGCAGCUGCCAUGCGUAUUGCAUGCUAUUGUCGCCACCAGAACGAGAAGGAGGGCUUCAAGGUCAUCUUCACGCUCAAGGAUCAAACGGGCAACGUGGUUGCUCAACAAAUGUCCGACUCGAUCCUCAUAACAGACGAUCAUAAGACACAUCCACCAAGUUAUUCGGCUACCAUGCCAGGAGAGUAUGACGGGAGCUAUGCAGCAUUUGGAGGUGCAUCGAACGGCCUUCCCAGCUCCCAGUCCAUGGUCAACCUCUACCAGCCAGGCCUACCAAACUUCCCAUCGUCGCGCUCUACUGGUAACCUGCAGGCCAUGCAGUACGGCCAGAUGUACAACUCGCACAGUCAUGUUCACCAGGUGCCGAACUCUGGCUACACCUCGCAGGCUACUUCAGCGACAAUGACACCAACGAGCUUGUCACGACCCGGCUCACCUACCAACGCUGGACACUCCGGGCCGAACAAGAAGCGUAAAGCUUCGGGAGGCGCUCAUAGGCGGCUUCCAAGUGGGCUGACCAUGACGCGAGUCGACACGAGCCAGCCGCCUUCUGCGACCAUGCCUUCUGCCAUGUCUCUGACCUCACCAUUCUCACCUUCAACAGAUUAUGCUCAGUCUCAGCAGUACAUGACAAUACCAGCCAACGGAGGUCCGGCGCAGUUCUUCGGUAGUGCACCACCAACGCCCAGCGAGACCCAGCAACCGUUCUUCACGCAAGCUACUCUGGAUCAGCAAUUCGCGCGAUCUCAGCAAGCGCAAGCCCAACAAGCUUACUUCUCACAUCCUUCGUCCGCCGUGCCCAGUCGGUCCUCUAGUCCGGUACUCACGCAGAGUCGGGCGAACAUGAAUGCAUACGCUAGACACCCAAUACAGACUCCGACGAAUACGAUGCAGGCACGACAAGCACCUUACCAGCAGCAACAAGCACAACAGCUACUACAGCAGCAGCAACAGCAAAUGGUCCAAGCAGGUGGCGGUGCAGAGCCCGAGACUUCAUCCCUCCCAGCCAUCACCAGGAUGGUGCCCUCAGAGGGACCUGUCCGCGGCGGCACCGAAGUCUCUAUCUUCGGCUACAACUUCCCUAACGGCAUGACAGUAAUGUUCGGCGACAAAGCCGCCGCCUCCACCUUCUACGGUCCACAAUGUGUCCUUGCGACUGCCCCGCCUAGCAGACCCGGCGGCGUUAACGUCACCCUCAUACCGCCGAAUGGGCAGCAGAGCACGCAGUAUGUGCCGCAGCAGAUGAGCCGACAAAUUUUCACAUAUAAAGAUAUCCUCGAUCCGAAAACGACGGAGAUGGCGCUGAAGUAUUAUUCGCAGCAACAGUCGGGGAACCCGGCGCAGUGGAUGCAGUAUGGCCAACAAGCGGCGCAGCAAUUCCAGCAGUCGAGCUAUAACGUUAGAGACCAGGGAGGCUAUGGGCAGGGGCCUGGGAAUAAUGGUUGA